GAGUUCAUUUGUGUUGUUCCAUGGGGAACGCACUUAAUUUUCAUAUUCUCAGAAGAAAGUCAUGCACGUUGUUGAACGGUAAACCGUUGUUGUUGUUUUUGAAUGGCAUCGGUAUUUGCUUCGAAGUAAACUGAAGUGGCAACACGGAGAAGAAAAAAAAAACUGUUUUUCAUGUGUUUCGGUCAUAUUCAUGUGGAACGAAUUUUUAUUGCAGUAUAUUUUACCUCCGAAAAAUCUCCCUGAGAAUAUAUUCUUCAAAAACAGCAAAGUGUUUUUUGUGUAGGUAGGCGAAAAACCGAACGAAAGCAAAGAACGAAAGAACAAAACGAAGAGAAUGUAUUCGGAAUUGGCAAAAGUGCACACACACACACAUUGAGCACAAACAACCGUAUCUGAAACCGAUAGAUGCUAGUGUGUGCGUCGAACGAGUGUGAUGUAUGAUUGUGUGCGCAGUAGAAUAAGUUUCGCCGCAUGAAUCUCGAGUAAACAGAGUGUCUAUUAGAGACGUAGAUUCGCAAUACGAACGAGAGAUUAGCAAACGUCAAACAUUGUGUUCGACUUGACGAGAAAAAAAAACAACUAUUCACUCACAAUAAUUUUUGUUUUUGUUUUGUAUAAGUGACUAAAAGAAACCGCUUGUAAAGUUUAAAAUAUUAUUUGUUUCGUCGAGAUUUAUUUCCAUUGUUGUGAAAUUCGUUGAGACAAAGAUGUCAAGUGUUGUUCGUCGAUCGAUUGCUCAUCGUUAUCAAACGAGAAGCUCAAUAGCAGCAGGAGGAGCUAGCCCAUUGCCGAUUGCCUCCGCCACCAGCACCACUGAUGUGGUGGAUCUAAUACCAGAAGCGGUGGAUUUGACUGCUGCCGCACCAAACGAAGGUGCUAAAAAUGAUUUGUACCAGCAACUUCAAGAGCUGGAAGAACAAGACGGUGUGAUUCGAAAUAUUGAAUUCAUUUUUUGCUUGAUGUGCGACAGUUUCAUUGACGUUUACGACGGUAUUCUCGUGCGUGAAUGUUUGCAUCAAUUGUGCAUCGAUUGCGUAAGAAAAUUUAUCAUUGCUUCCGCUCACAUUGAGAUUCAGUGUCCGGCCGUUGAUUGUGAAUGCUUUUUAGAAGAUCGCGAAAUACGCUCGUUGCUCACACAAGCCGAAUAUGAACGUCACAUAAACAAGUACAUUUUGGCCGAGCCCGAAAUCAACGAAAAACUGUACAAAGAGCUCUUGGAUCUGGAGCAACAAGGUCUCAUUUACAACACCGAUCCGUUUGAAUGUGAAAUUUGUAUGACCGACAUCGAAAACCACGAUGGUGUCAUCAUUCGCGAAUGUUUGCAUCAAUUUUGCAUUGACUGUGUUCGACACACAAUUAUCCAUUCGGAAGAGGCCGAAAUCAAGUGUCCCGCAAAUGCGUGCGAUUGUACCAUUCAAGAUCGAGAAAUUCGAUCGCUGUUGACUCAAGCCGAGUUUGAUAAGUACAAUGUGAAAGGGUUACGCAUUGCCGAGAGCCAAGCACCGAAUUCAUACCAUUGCAAAAAGGCCAACUGCGAGGGAUGGUGCAUCGUUGACGACGAGGUCAACACAUUCGUUUGUCCGCGAUGCGUAUCGGAAAAUUGCUUGGUUUGUCGGGCCAUCCACACGGGUCAAAAUUGCAAGGAAUAUCAAGAAGAACUUCGAUAUGCCGGCAUGACCGAUAAUCAACGAUCCGAACUGUGCCUCGAUGAAAUCGUGCAGAAAAACCUGGGCAUGAGAUGCACCAAGUGCAAGAUCGUGAUUAUGAAACGCGAAGGCUGUGACUAUUUGAUAUGUUCAAUGUGUAAAACGGAGCUGUGCUGGGCAAUGAAAAUGAGCCGUUGGGGUCCAAAGGGACGUGGUGAUACGAGUGGAGGAUGUGGCUGUAGUUUCCCGACCAAAAAAUGCCAUCCAAAUUGCCGUAACUGCCAUUGAAUUACACAAAGACUAACGUACAAAUUAAGAUAUAAUUCAGAGUGAAUGAACGAAUUCGUUUUUUUAUAUGAUGAAUCUGAUGCUUGGUCAAGCCUAGUUCGUAAAAAAGUGUCUGCUCUUGCUAUACAUAUACGUUAUAAAUAGGUUAAAUAUCCAGAAAACGAACUAAUCUCAGUACUGAUAUGACAUAAUUAAGUGGAAAUAUGAUGAAGAUGGAAAAAUUCAAGUCUCACCCGUUAAAGAGAAAAUUUCGAUUUUGAUAGGCAAUAAAUGAACAAAUGACAAGAGACGCUUAAAAUUUAAGAAGUUCAUCCGAUAGAAGCUAUAUAAAAGAUAUUUUUCCACAAUGAAUGUUCAGCUCAUGGGAGCUUAGGAGCCAAUUACCGUUUUGAUCUGAACAGAAAGUGUAUUUAAGCACCAAAAUAAACAUUUCAAAAGCAACUAAUUGCCGUAUCCUUGUGUACGGAAAACUUUUUUGGAGAACCAGCAAAAUUUAUGCGGCUUCUCAUGAUAAAUGAGCACAUUUAGAACGUAAAAUUGAAUUUUGUUUGGUGAAUAAAAAGAAGAAGAAGAAGCGGAAAUUACCUAUUAAAAAUAAGUUUUGCUGAGUGCAUUCGAUGGUA
This is a messenger RNA of Sitodiplosis mosellana (orange wheat blossom midge), 2557 nucleotides long. Its product is annotated as ranBP-type and C3HC4-type zinc finger-containing protein 1-like. Gene Ontology annotation, molecular function: metal ion binding; ubiquitin-protein transferase activity; ubiquitin binding. Gene Ontology annotation, cellular component: LUBAC complex. The transcript is spliced from 4 exons. Gene Ontology annotation, biological process: protein linear polyubiquitination; proteasome-mediated ubiquitin-dependent protein catabolic process. NCBI's taxonomy places the organism in Eukaryota, Metazoa, Arthropoda, Insecta, Diptera, Cecidomyiidae. The coding region runs from base 708 to 1934 and encodes 408 amino acids. The record is from RefSeq and is a predicted model, not a curated record.